Messenger RNA from Sinocyclocheilus anshuiensis, 3787 nucleotides. RefSeq names its product tetratricopeptide repeat domain 23 (gene ttc23). The record is from RefSeq and is a predicted model, not a curated record. Gene Ontology annotation, molecular function: protein binding. Lineage: Eukaryota; Metazoa; Chordata; Actinopteri; Cypriniformes; Cyprinidae. The coding region runs from base 179 to 1558 and encodes 459 amino acids. The transcript has 11 exons.
UUGUUUGGGUUUUCGUGAUAUUCGUUACUCAGUUGCACACAGCCCUACCUUGAACCUUCCAGUGUUCCUCAAAAGACAAUAACAGUCUUAAGAAAACUCUUGUUAAAAGAGCUAAUUCUUACUAUCAGCUGUCAGCGUAUGAAUUGACGGUGGAGUUUUAUUUGCCUUCGCCAUAAAAAUGAGCCUGGUACCGCACAGCGGAACGUUUCGCGCAUCACAGCAGAGCUGCUCUGUGACUGGGCUGGAUGAAACAUUCAACAUGAGCAGCAGUGCCAGUUCAGGAGAAUCCCUGCAGGAAGCAGAUUCAACAAUAAUCUCACAGAAAGCAGAUGUGAAGAAUUACAGCAUGAUGACUCCUGCAGAGAAACUAUCGCUUUGUGAGAGACGGGCUCAGUCUUUGGCUGAUAGCGAAGAGUAUGACCCCUGUAUCCAAGAGCUUGUGCGUUGCCUGGCACUGAGCAGACUGGUUUAUGGAAAUGAGCAUUUUGCAGUGGCUCAAGCUCAGUCAAGACUGGCUAAAGCUUACUUGCAAUACAAAGGUUGGGCAAAUCAGGCACAAGAACAUGCAUCCCAAGCACAUGAAGUACUGCAUUCCAUUCAGCAGGAGGAGAGAGUGAGCUGCCUCAACUGCUUCCUCACCAUACAUCAGACACUUGGAAGUGCCGCUCUACUGCUUGGAAAUUUAGCAGAGGCCGAGUCAAGCUUUCAGAAGGCAGAGAUUGUCAUGGGAGACAUUGUAGCACAGGAAGCCAUGGGGAAGGAGGACAGAGUGGACAUUGAGUAUGAAAUAUUUACAAAUUUAGCAAGAGUGUACCAGCGGCAGGGAAGGCCUGAGAAGGCCCUCAGUCGAUGUGAAAGAGCCUUGGAGCUGCUUCAGGAAGGAGCUCAUCUCAGUCAGAUCUGCUGUGUUUACAGAAACAUGGCGGCUAUUGAACAGGCACAGGGACAUCUGGAUAGAGCCAUUGAACAUCUCCUACAGGCUCAUUCCAUAGCUCUUAGUCAGGGUCCUGGGGGUCUGGAGGGGGCCCAGAUCGCUCACAGCUUGGCUCUGACCUACUCUUUCACUUCAGAGCCUCAUCACAACGAUUCAACAGCACGCUUUUUUGAGGAGAGUAUAAGUGCAUAUAGAAGUGCACUAGGCCCACAGGACACACUCACCCUAUCUGCUCAAGAUGACUUCAGUCAUUUCCUGCUACUCACAGGACAACAGGAGAGAUGUGCUGAGAUCCAAAGAGAGUCUCUAGCCUAUAAGAAGAACACGUUUGGUGAGCAGAGUGCAGAGGUGGCAGAAGCGCUGCAGCUGAUUGGUGGAGUGGAGAUGACACAGGGUCAGAUGAGACACGCCCACAGGACCCUUAAGAAGUGUCUGGAUAUUCAGAAUAUGCUAUACGGUCCUCAGCACAAGAAAACCAAAUCCACACAAAGAACCGUGGACAUGCUGUCUCAGUCACCAGAGGUCGGUGAGAGACAAAAGGAAAGCUGUCUUGAAACAAGGCCUCCAUUCUGUGCAGUGGUAUCAUCUGCAUCUGAGGUGACAUCUAGCAUGUCGAACUCAUAACAGCAGUGACCAGCAGAUGGAUCUAAUGAAUGUGUCAUGGACCAUCAGGGAUGUUUGACCUCAUCCUAUUUCUCCAAGAGAAAUCUGUGUAUUGGAAAAAAACUAGGCAAUAUUUCUAGAACAGCACACAAGCUUCACUGUGUUUAAUCUCUGCUGCGGAGUCUCAGAGUGGUUGGCAAGGUGACUACCUCUGCACUUCAAAAAAUGAGAACUGUCCAGCGGUAAUCUAAUACACAGUCACAGCGGUUUCUGCAAAUACUUCCUGACUGGAGAGCUGCAGGCCUCUCUAGCAAAGAGUUUUAGUCUUAUAUUAUUUCUGAGAAUUGAACAGAACUCAACAUGAAGUUGCAAGUGCUUGUUUAUUGUGUUUGCACGUAAACCAAUGUUCAGACAGUGAGCAGACUAGUCUUUUUCUUAGGGAUACAACAACACACCACAUACAUUUUGUGAAUUUUCAUUUAGCAAAAAUACAUCUAUAAUCUGCAAUCCCACACCAAUGUUUGCUAUGGCAGUAAAUCCUGUAUAGCAUAUUGUAAAUCUGUAGAUGCACAAAAUGAGGUUUCACACAGUGUUGGUUGAGUCAUAGAACCCUAUGCAUAGAUUCAGACAAAAAACAGCAGGUGCUGAAACACCACCUCAAGGGAUGAAGAUAAAUGGUUAAUAAUGAUAUCAAAUUUGAACUAAUCCUUAAUCACUUAACAUGUAUGUGUUAACACAGUGUUUCCCAGCCUUUUUUAUGUAACACAGCCUAAUCAUUAAGGCUGAAAUAGCCCUUCAACAAGGACAAACCAGAAAUGUGCUUUAUUUGUCUUAUGCUGGAUAUAAUUUAAGUGACUUUGCGAAAUUAUAUCCAGCAUAAGACAAAUAAAACACAUUUCAAUGAAAAUUAGUAAAAAAACUCACACAAAAUAAAUGAGAUUAAGCACCACUGGUUAUUCAUUUUUAGGUGUUAUAAGGUUAAGAAAGUUAAAUAAAAUUUAUCCAAAUUUGUUUAAAACUCCUGGGAUCACUGUGUUAACAUUAUAUUGAGGAUCUCAUUUUUAGAUUACUAUAAUAGUUUAGGAUAAUACAGAUAUGAAACGCUAAAUGAAAUUGAAAUGAUGUUACAUGCUUUGUUUACACUCUUUUUUAUCCCCAUCACUGUUAAUAGGUACAGGACAGUCACCAUUGCAGCAUCUGAUGACGUUAACAUGAAUAUCUGUUCAAGAUAAUAGAAAAAUAGAGGAAAAAGCACAUACUUACACUUUAAAUCUUCAGACUAAAGCUGUUACACUAUUUUACCUGGAGGUGUCAGUGGCAGAGUAUGAAUCCUAAAAAUAGACUCUCAUUAGACACCCCCCUUUAGUGAAGCUGAAUCCUCAUUCUGCGUAAUAGGUUGUGUCACAGACUUAAUGGCACCGAAUAGCUAUUCUGGAAGCACUUAACACUCUUCUGUGUAAGCUGCCUAGCACUUAUUUUUAAUGUGAGAUUUCUACGAUCACACUCCUCCCUCUCCCACUGUCUCUGUACAGUACUAGAGCAAUGAAAAAUGUGUUGUCCUGGAAGAGCGGGAUAGCUAGAUUAGUCCUCGCUGGUCUAAUGUCAUUUAAGGAUUAAGAGAUCUCUGGGAGACAGGAAGGACAGUCUAGUGAUUUCGCCUUCAGUAGAGCAAUACAGUGACUGGCCAAAUGUAGACCACUAUAUAAACUGAUUUCAUGGGCAUGACCAAAAAUAUUCAAAUGUGUUACUGAAAAUAUCUGUGAUACUAUGAAUAAAGUUUUGAAUAACUCACAAAUAAAUGGUAAAUUAAAGAGAGCACUGCUCUACAAUUUCUGCAUACUAUUGUAAAUGUCUCCAUCUAUUCAUUCUUUAAUAUGAUGUAUCAUAAAAAGGCCUUUAUAACAUGCCAAUCUUGCUUUUGCAGUGCUGUGGAAAGUAGAACAAAUUGUGUCAACAAUGUAUAUUUUUAAAAGGAUUGCUACUAGAGUUGAAAAGAAAACAAUGCAUUUAACUUUUUCUGUGCUUAGAUAAAGCUGCACUAUAUGAAAAUGAAGUAAAACAAAAUGUCCAGAUAGUUAAUACAAAAAUAUACUUCAAGAUCAAACAAAAACAGUAUUAAAAUGAUUAGCUUUAGUUUUGUUAACACUUUAGCUACUGAAUGUCAGAUACACUGCUAUUUAAACGUUUGGGGGUUUUGAAAGAAGUCAUUUAUGCUCACCAUAGCUGCAUUUAUUUGGUUUAAAAUUACAG